Messenger RNA from Nerophis ophidion (straightnose pipefish), 4271 nucleotides. RefSeq names its product fibroblast growth factor receptor substrate 3 (gene frs3). The record is from RefSeq and is a predicted model, not a curated record. Gene Ontology annotation, cellular component: cytoplasm. The coding region runs from base 1142 to 2845 and encodes 567 amino acids. NCBI's taxonomy places the organism in Eukaryota, Metazoa, Chordata, Actinopteri, Syngnathiformes, Syngnathidae. Gene Ontology annotation, biological process: cell surface receptor protein tyrosine kinase signaling pathway. The transcript has 5 exons.
AUACCUUCAAGUACCCCCAGGGCUUCACGGUGGCAGGAGUUAGUUAGGCUCGGAAUCUUUCUGUGUGGAGUUUGCAUGUUCUCCCCGUGAAUGCGUGGGUUCCCUCCGGGUACUCCGGCUUCCUCCCACUGCCAAAGACAUGCACCUGGGGAUAGGUUGAUUGGCAACACUAAAUCGGCCCUAGUGUGUGAAUGUGAGUGUGAAUGUUGUCUGUCUAUCUGUGUUGGCCCUGCGAUGAGGUGGCGACUUGUCCAGGGUGUACCCUGCCUUCCGCCCGAUUGUAGCUGAGAUAGGCUCCAGCGCCCCCUGCGACCGCUAAAAGGGAAUAAGCGGUAAUAAAUAAAUGGAUGGAUGGAUGGAUGUAUGCCUUAUAGCAUUGAAACUUCCUGUUUGGAGUUCACACGUCGACAGGGAAGUCUUAUUACUUUUUCUCCAGUUUUUAAAUAUUCACGUCGUAUAAAAUACAUCUUUGAGUCUUUAUUUAGGGAUAAGAUUGUCUCGGUGCGCGAGAAGCAUUUUGACGUGUUUCGUGCUGACUUAGAUUAGCUCGCCAGUUGGCUUAGCUUGUUAGCUGCUAACAAAGACGCAGAAGUUGUCGACACAUCGCUGAGCAGCUAAAUAUCAUCUCUAACCAGACUGUGGGGUCUUAAGUGCUCGUCGUCAUGGGACCGAAGAGAACCCCAGCGGCGGAGGAAAAUGAGGACAUUAAAAAGUCCCUACAGUUUCUAUCACAAGACGUAAAUGACAUACGGAUUAAACAGGAUAUAAUUCUUAAACUCGUGGACGAAGUCACGGAGCUCCUUAUGUGCAUCCAGGAGAGGGAUAAGAAGAUUGGCGAGUUGGAGAGGAAAGUGGAAGAUCUGGAGCAGUAUUCUAGACUGAAUGACGUGAUUGUGACGGGGCUAAAAGUUAAACCCCGCUCAUAUGCACAUGCUGCGGGGAGCGAGAGUGCAUCUGGGGACCUGGAGGCUGGCUUGGUGGAGGAGCAGGUUGUGGACUUUCUGGCUUCCAGAGACAUUCAUCUGGACAAGAACUCAAUCGAAGCGUGUCAUCCUCUGCCUGCGAAGAGGGACGUCAUGCCUGCUGUUAUCCUGAGGUCAUUAAUGUGGACGAUGAAGGCAACGAGCUGGGCUCCGGCAUCAUGGAGCUCACCCAGACCGAGCUCAUUCUUCACACACGCAAGAGAGACGCCAUCAGAUGGCCGUACCUCUGCCUGCGCCGCUACGGCUACGACUCCAACCUGUUUUCUUUCGAGAGCGGGCGGCGCUGUCAGACGGGACAGGGGAUCUUUGCCUUCAAGUGUUCUCGCGCCGAGGAGAUCUUCAAUCUUCUCCAGGAGCUGAUGCAAUGCAACAGCAUCAACGUGGUGGAGGAGUCCAUGAUGAUGACUCGCAGCGGCCACACGCCAGAGAUGGAGAUGUCUCGCACGCCGCAGACACCCAACACCCCAGCGUUCCCCGUGCAGGCGUUUCCCAACGGAUACCCUGGUUAUCCAAUCAGAGGAGAGUCGUCCCUCGCUGAGGACCACGGACACAACCUGAUGGGUUUGGAAGACCAGACUCACACCUACGUGAACACUGUUAGCAUGGAGGGGGAUCUCGCCAUGCGUCACUGCGUGCACGCCCUGUCUGAGGUGCGCCCCGGCGCUUUCCCCGAAGCGACACGCGGGGCCAUGCCAGGCGGGGUCCAAGGGACCGCGCAGUCCAACCUGCGCUGCUGCCCCCUGGAGGAGCACAAAGAUCCUCAGGUGUUCCUCCAGCCGUCGUCGCAGGAGGUGAAGUUCAUGCUGGGCCCCACGCCGGCGCAGCGUCAUCUCCUGCAAAGGGAGCGGGAGCGGCUCGCUCACGGCCCCCACAGCCUCCAGCCAGCAGAGGGCGCAACCGGCUCAGAGACGGAUGGAGACGAAGUCCCCGUGCACAUGUGUAACUCGCUCUCCUUUCACCAUUUCCAUCACCACCCUCACAGGCACCCGUGCCACGAGCACCCGGACAGCUGCGGGAGUGCCGAGCUGACCUACGAGAACAUCAACGGCCUGAGGAGCGGCCGCAAGCAGCGGCUGAGUCCCAGCAGUGUGUCUCAGUCGGUGGGCUCCAGCAGCAGCAGCAGCACCGGGGACAGUCACUCCCACUCCCUCCUGCACCCCCACGCGCCGUCCUCUCUUCCUCCGCUGGGCUACGGCUGCGAGAGAGCCAUGGGCGGAGGUCACCGUCGGACGGCCUUGCUCAACUACGAGAACCUUCCCUCUCUGCCGCCCGUGUGGGAGUACAGCGCCCUGCAGCGGGACGACGAGCAGGAGGAAGAAGACGACGAGGCGGAGGAAGAAGAGUACGAAGAGGAAGAGGAAGACUUUGACGAAUACGAGUUCUCGGAAGGCCCCGGGACCACCAACGGCUACCACCAGGACGGGCGAGGCAUCCACAGGGACGCCCUUCAGAACUACGUCAACACAGAGACAGUGCAGCCGCCCAGGCUGCGACACAGCUGCCCCCCGCACCCGCGGCCGUGUCAGCCCGACAGAGGGGGGCGGGUUUUUAGCUUUGAUUUCCGCAGACGAUCCAGGUCGGGGGUCGGCACCUGCGAGCACGGCCACAUGCCUCCGUCGCGCCAGCUCAACUACAUCCAGGUAGACCUCGAGGGAGAGGCUCUCGCCGGGGGGGGCGGCCAGCCGCAGCACCAGCGCCUCUUGCCCAAAAAGUGCGGCCCCCAAGCUCCUAGGCGCAGCGAAUGCUACGCCGUCAUUGACCUGAAGAAGACGGCAGCCAUGUCCAACCUGCAAAAAGCUCUGCCCAGGGAUGACGGGACUUCCAGAAAGACUCGCCACAACAGCACAGACCUGCCUCUGUAGACCAUGUCGACCAUGCAGACGGAGCUUGGUUUCAGCACAUGGAACCUUCCACUGUCAUCCGUCCUUUAGGACUUUGGCGUUGACUCAGACAGAACCUGAUCGGUGAAAGGGAACCUCUGUUAUUUAUUAGCUACAUGUUGUGACGUUUCAAUACCGUCGGCCGGAAGUGACGUCGUUCCGAGUGAAGCCGCUUCCAUCUUGUAACGGAAUCACCACCCGCCAACCAUUACCGCUCUUCAUUCUUCCUCGGGCCGACGCUUCGAAAAAGAAGUUCCCCGCCAGUGUUUGUACCUCAUGGCCGCCACCUGUGUGGCCACUUAAAAAAAUGCUCCUUUAGUUCUUCAUAAAAGCCCAUAGAGCAGUUUGCACACAAUCCUAUGGAAUUGUAUUUUUCGGGUUCUAGGGAGUUUUCGCAACAGCCGGACUGACCGAGGUUGUAUUUUGGGGGCACCCGAGCAGAAGGGACACGUAGCACAAAGAAAAUCCAGUGUAGCAUAUCAUGCUCCCAUCGCGCCGUGUUGCACUUUUGAAGAUGCUCUUUGUUUUUCCGCAGUGUCUCCACCUGAGCCGCACGCUCCACGUAAGAUGGAAAGAAGGCUUGUUUUGUAGACUUGGCCAGAGUUUGUAGUUCUUUCAUGAUUUGGAAGAUGCGUAACCUCAUGGACGCUCUUAAGGUCACCUCAAAUGUGCUGAAUCAACACUUUGCCUGUCAUCAGGUAUGAGCGUUGGGCGUAAAAAAGGUAAGCACGUUUGUUUUUGUAAUGGUGAUGACUUUCUUAUUUAUUUUCUUAUUUAUAGGUGCGUUACAGUGGUACUUCGGUUUUUCGUACUGUUAGGACAACAUUUGUUUGACACGGUUUUUGUACGCCCUUUCAGUUAUUCUACAGCCAACCAUAACCAUAGUAAAAAAAUUGUCUUGUUUUGCAAAAUCGAUUGAUUCAGCCUUCAGUCUUUUCUAUUAAGUACGACUGCAAAAUAUUCCCCCAUGGGCCAAAUAAAGUUGCAAGUGAAAGCACUUUGAUAAAGAAGGUAAAUAACACCAUUGACUUCGAGAAAAAACUCGAAACAUUUUCUGCAAGACCCCAAAAGGGAGUAAGCGGUAGAAAAUGGAUGGAUGGAUGGAUCUACAUUUUUUAACAGGACAAAUUGCUUUUGGUAUGUGUCCAAUUCGGUUUUCAUCAGACGUUUUUUGGAACGGAUUACUGAAAAUAACUGAGGUACCACUGUAGUAUUAUUAUUUAUUAUUUUCCAUGUGACAACCAGCAUUUUUUGUGUGUAAUCCAGUUGUUAAACUGGACACCAAAAUUUGAAAUUACUGACUGUGCUCGUUCUAUUGAAACAAUUUUAAAAGAGACUUUAUUUAUACUUUAAGUGCCAAAAUCCAACCUAAUGAAAUCAAACGUGCCAAUUGUUUCAAAAAAUUAUG